AUGGAGCUAUUACUCCCAGGGACUGCAGCAUCAUUCAUGGCGUGGAAUCUACCAGAAAGAAGAGCUGAUGUCUUCACGGUUGUAGAAUUUGUGAAAUUUAUUACAUGUAAAACAAAAGCUACUUCCCCUAAAGUAUUCAGCAGUCCGUGA
Sclerotinia sclerotiorum 1980 UF-70 is the source of this 150-nucleotide messenger RNA. RefSeq lists its product with no specific name. NCBI's taxonomy places the organism in Eukaryota, Fungi, Ascomycota, Leotiomycetes, Helotiales, Sclerotiniaceae. The coding region runs from base 1 to 150 and encodes 49 amino acids. The record is from RefSeq and is a predicted model, not a curated record. The transcript has 2 exons.